AUGUCCUCGGAGAAGGAGAGAGAGACCCAGGUUUACUUGGCCAAGCUUUCUGAGCAGGCUGAGAGAUAUGAUGAAAUGGUUGAAUGCAUGAAGAAGGUAGCAAAACUUGAUCUAGAGCUAACAGUGGAAGAGAGGAACCUGCUGUCGGUGGGAUAUAAAAAUGUGAUUGGUGCACGGAGAGCCUCUUGGCGCAUUAUGUCUUCAAUUGAACAGAAAGAAGAGUCCAAGGGAAAUGAGAACAAUGCAAAACUGAUAAAGAAUUACCGCCAAAAGGUGGAAGACGAACUAUCCAAAAUUUGCAGUGACAUUCUUACAAUUAUUGACAAGCAUCUCGUUCCUUCUUCCACCUCUGGAGAAGCUACCGUUUUCUACUAUAAGAUGAAAGGUGACUAUUAUCGAUAUCUAGCUGAGUUCAAGACCGACCAAGAAAGGAAGGAGGCAGCAGAGCAGUCACUAAAGGGAUAUGAGGCUGCUUCAGCCACUGCCAACACAGAUCUUCCAUCAACACAUCCAAUUCGUCUUGGACUUGCACUCAAUUUCUCAGUCUUUUAUUAUGAGAUAAUGAACUCCCCUGAAAGGGCCUGUCACUUGGCUAAACAAGCUUUCGAUGAGGCAAUUGCGGAGUUAGACACCUUGAGUGAAGAGUCAUACAAGGACAGUACUUUGAUCAUGCAAUUGUUGAGAGAUAACUUGACUCUCUGGACCUCCGAUUUACCUGAGGAUGGAGGUGACGAAAUCAAAACAGAAGAAGCCAAACCUGCUGAAACUGAGGUACGUGUAUGA
Messenger RNA from Abrus precatorius (Indian licorice), 783 nucleotides. Its product is annotated as 14-3-3-like protein GF14 iota. Gene Ontology annotation, biological process: signal transduction. The record is from RefSeq and is a predicted model, not a curated record. NCBI's taxonomy places the organism in Eukaryota, Viridiplantae, Streptophyta, Magnoliopsida, Fabales, Fabaceae. Gene Ontology annotation, cellular component: cytoplasm. The transcript is spliced from 6 exons. The coding region runs from base 1 to 783 and encodes 260 amino acids.